Zychaea mexicana is the source of this 1183-nucleotide messenger RNA. RefSeq names its product mitochondrial carrier domain-containing protein. Gene Ontology annotation, cellular component: mitochondrial inner membrane. NCBI's taxonomy places the organism in Eukaryota, Fungi, Mucoromycota, Mucoromycetes, Mucorales, Lichtheimiaceae. Gene Ontology annotation, molecular function: thiamine transmembrane transporter activity. Bases 133 to 1107 code for a protein of 324 amino acids. The transcript has 6 exons. Gene Ontology annotation, biological process: thiamine pyrophosphate transmembrane transport. The record is from RefSeq and is a predicted model, not a curated record.
UAUUUUCUUACUUUCGGACUUGCAUUGAUGGCCGUGUGCCCGCUUUGCUAUGCGGGAAAAUACUCAUACUACUUUCUUGUGGCCGCUAUUAUUACUACUACUUCUUAUUAUAACUAAAACUCUAAAACUAAUAUGCCUUCAUACAUUACUGAUUCGCGACUCAAUGGCUACGAAGCAGCUUUCUGUGGUGCAAUGGCUGGUGUUGUUUCUAGAUUUUUCACCGCACCUUUUGAUGUCGUAAAGAUCCGCAUGCAGUUACAACCCCACCGAACACAAUUUCAUCUCAAACAGGCUAGUCCAAGCUCCCACGUAAAGUACGAUCGGGUUUUACCAGCACUAAAGACCAUUUUGAGAGAAGAAGGCGUUCGUGGACUCUACAAGGGCAAUCUUGCAGCUGAAUACUUAUACUUGCUAUACAAUGCCGUAGAAUUCUGUGCUUAUAGAGAAAUAGAACUCGCUAUAGAGAAAUUAGAUUCCAAGAAGCAGCUGCCGGGAUCUGCAAAGACGUUCUUAGGAGGAAUGCUUGCAGGAUGUGUGGCAACCUCAAUUACAUACCCUUUGGACUUGCUCCGAACACGAUUCGCAAUGCAAGGCACACAUAACCAGCAAUACACGGGCAUUGUUCAGGCCGUCAAAUUGAUCUAUCGCACCGAGGGGGUUGCUGGUUUUUAUUGGGGAGUAUGGCCAGCCGUGAUACAGAUCAUGCCAUACAUGGGCCUUGUCUUUGCCAGUUAUGAUCACAUAGCAUCCGCAUUUAAAGCUGCAAGAGAAAAUGGCACACUAUCAGCAGACUAUAAGCCUAUUCAUGACAUGCUGAGCGGUGCAUUAUCGGGUGUCCUGUCGAAAACAGCCGUUUACCCAAUGGACGUUGUGCGAAAGCGACUACAAGUGCAAGGCCCUUCUCGAAAGCACUAUGUCAUUGACUCUAUACCGGAAUACGCUACUCGCUCCUGGUUCAAAUGCAUGACGUCGAUUGCGGAACAAGAAGGUGUAAGCAGUCUAUACAAAGGACUGACAGUAUCUCUAGUCAAGGUUGCACCUGCUAUUUCGUUGACGUUCUUUGUAUACGAAAAGACUAAGGACACACUAUUAUCGUGGAAAGAGUGAGAUUUCCUGUUAUUGAAGAUACAUUUUGCUAAUAAAAGAAAAGGGGAAUCUGUUUUCCUCUGCCCUGCACAACAUA